Molecule: messenger RNA, 2930 nt
Organism: Columba livia (rock pigeon)
Lineage: Eukaryota; Metazoa; Chordata; Aves; Columbiformes; Columbidae
Product: lymphocyte antigen 6E
Exons: 4
Coding region: 2474-2848 (124 amino acids)
Cellular component (GO): plasma membrane
Molecular function (GO): acetylcholine receptor inhibitor activity
Source: RefSeq, a predicted model, not a curated record
GCGUAUUACCAAGAAAUGUUCUGCAUUUUGCCCAGCAAUUGACCUGAAUAUUGGCAUAGCCGGUGUUGCUUCCAGCUGCUGUGAGACUUCCUUUUGCAAUGUCAGCGGUGCCAGCAGCGUGAAAACCAGUUACACCAUGGCUCUCCUCCAGGCUGAAGGACAUGACGUUGGGCAGCAGGAGACACCCUCCCCAUACUGGAUGCUCAAGUGUUGCCUCUGACUGCAUUUGAGUUUCAUAAUCUGUCCUCUUGAGAAAGAAGAAAUCACUGUGAUUCAGAAAAAUAACUGCUCUGCAAAUGCUGGGAAGAGGGAUUACAGUAUGUCUAGGUACUAACAAAGACAUUAUUGUCCUGAGGACAGCGCCCAAAUAACGAUUUGACACAGAGGAGCUUGUUUUCUACUCAAAUUUCUCUCCUUACUACACAUUUUUUGGCAGUGCCAGGGUUGUUUUUAUAAUGAGGGUGGUAAAAUACUGGCCCAGGCUGCCCAGAGAGGUGGUGGAUGCCCCAUCCCUGGAGACAUCCCAGGCCAGGCUGGAUGGGGCUCUGAGCAACCUGAUCUGGGUGAAGAUGUCCCUGCUCAUGGCAGGGCUUGGACUGGAAGAACUUUAGAGGUCCUUUCCAACCACUGCUAUUUUAUGAUUCUAUGUUUUAGCUUCUCAGUUCUUUCAAAACCAAUUUGCACUGAGCCAACAUCCUAUGACAUAAAGGUUCGUGUAGGAACAAAUGGAAGUUUGCAAAGUCAACAUGAGGGGGGAUAUGGCAAUAAUAACAACAUUCUUUCAUUAAUGGACGAAGGGAGAAGGAACAUAUGUAACAGAAGUCUAUGGGAUAAUUAAUAGGACAAAAAACAAGGAAAAAAUGGUUGCUUCCUUUUUACCCUCAUUGCAAAAUGCCAUCAAGAAGGCACACCCACUAAUUAUGAAGAACAACCUGUUUGUAACACACUUGGGCUGUAAAAUGAAUUGCCCUUUGCCAAGCAGAAGGCUCUAUUUGAUCAUUCACCAGCACGUCCCCUGUUGACCUCACAAACCUCCAAAAACAAGAGUGGGGAUAUCUAUUUUGACAUCGGGCUUGAACAGCUCUGGAAUUCACCACCUGAUGUUGUCAUUCUAGGAGCAGAUUAUCAGGGCCUGAAAAAAGUGUCAGAAACACACAUGAAUAAGGAAAUCAUCCAGUUUCAGAAUUAUUCACAUUAGAAACAGCCAAAAAUACCCUACUGAUGGCUACUUCUAAGGAACUGUCUGUUAUGUUGUUCCAUGAUUGGCAAUUUUUUCUUUUGCACAUUCUGCUACCUGCUGUCCAGAGCUAAUUUCACUUUGGAAAAAGCUCAAGAUGACAGCUCGAGCUCUUACAAGAUGCAUCUUGUCUUAGGGUCUAUUUCCCAGAAUGUCAGAAACAGAUUUUAAGAAACUCAGAGGAGUCCAACACAGAGGAAUAGAAGAAAAGGGAUGGAUUUAAGAGGAAAGGUUGAAAAAGAGAGAGUUUGAGAGAUUUUUUUUUCAAAGUAGAGCGUCAAUUCCAGGAUCUCAGUUUGCGGUACUGUAAAUGGAGGUCUGAUUUCCAGAAAUUAUUGGGCAUGGAGAAAAGCAGACCCUCUAAAUCAGGGGUGUCCAACUCCUUUUCACCAGGGGCCACGUCAGCCUUGUUGUUGCCUUCAAAGAGCCGAAUGUAAUUUUAGGACUGUAUAAAUGUAGGAUAUCCAGUCCUAAAAUUACAUUCGGCCCUUUGAAGGCAACUGUGAGGCUGAUGUGGCCCCUGGUGAAAAUGAGUUGGACACUCCUGCUUUAAAUGAUCCUUGAAAUAGAAGCAAAACUUCAUUAAAUAAAAAGUGUAAAAGGUAUUUGACAGUUACAACCAAGGGUGGAGCAAGCAGAGCGACUAAUUACAGGUAAUGGAAUAUUGAUAAAGAAAUAAAGACUGACAUGAAAAUUUGAGGAAAAUCUGUUUAGCUAACCAUCAGCUAACUUCAUUUAGUGUAAAAUACACUGAUUUUAUUGGAGGUAAACCAGCACAGGUGAGUUUAGAAUCUGAGCUUUUGGUACUGUGGAAUAAUUAAAGAAAAUGAAUGGUAUUAACCCUGGUACAUCACGUGCUGAUUAUCCGAAGGGAUUAUAAAAUUGCACUUCUAGGACUAUUGCCCCGUGCCUCCAGGCUCCACCAUUUCAUCAGUGCAGAUGCUGCUUCUGCUGGGAGGAAGGAAAGGAAGAAACUUGAAGGAGAAGAGAUCAGAUCCUCACUUCCCAUCACUCACAUGACUGGAAGAGCAAGAAAUGUGUUGGCAAAAGGACUUUUCCCCAAUGUGCCAGCCCCAUGGACUCCAUCACGGAGGACUCCCACAUGCACAUUACACACCCUUGGGCUGAUUUCAUACAGACCCAUGAGCCAUCUAGAACCUGUAAAACUGCUGUUCAAAAGAUAUAAAACCUGCCCUCCAAACAUCUUCCCAGUCUAGCUGAGAGGAUCUGGUGGAGAUGAGGACUAUUCUUGUCACCUUGCUGGCUGCUGUCCUGUGUGUGGAGCAAGCUUACCCAUUUAUGUGCUACGUGUGCCAAGAACAAGAGUCCAACAAGAACUGUUUGACCAUUUCCAUGUGUGCAAACGAAGACAAAUACUGCGUGACCAUUCGUAACAACACGGGAAUAAAGCCUGACAAGCCUAAAUAUGUAAUCUCUAAGAUGUGCUCUCCAACAUGUCCAGCAACACAAAACCAAACCUAUCAGAAGGUUUCUUGCUGUGAGAAACCAUUAUGCAAUGUGAAUGGAGUCAGCAGCAAGCAAAGCAGCUCUGGAGUGAUGUCCCUGGGUGUCCUGGCCAGUAUCACUUACAUCUUUGCCUGUGGACUGUGAUGGGUUAGGAAAAGCUCUCCACAAUGGUAUUGUUGGCUGAAAUAAAAAGUGCGUUGCUCUGGGAUAAUUACUGCUCUCAAAG